Molecule: messenger RNA, 588 nt
Organism: Impatiens glandulifera
Lineage: Eukaryota; Viridiplantae; Streptophyta; Magnoliopsida; Ericales; Balsaminaceae
Exons: 3
Coding region: 142-303 (53 amino acids)
Biological process (GO): proton motive force-driven ATP synthesis
Molecular function (GO): proton transmembrane transporter activity
Source: RefSeq, a predicted model, not a curated record
UCGAGCGUAUGCAACUAAAACUCAAGUAAACGAAGUUAGGGCUAUAGAUCUCGAGGUUUGCUGAAGCCGACGAUUUCUCAUCUUCUUCUUUUUCUUCCGCGGUCUUCGUUGAUAAUUGAUUUUCGAUUGCACCAGUUUCAAAUGACGCCGCCGCCAGGACCUUACUCCGGAACCAGUACUCUUGCUCUGGUUGCCCGUGCUUCAGCCUUUACCUUCGGUAUUGUUUAUGGAAGUAUGAAGCUAAAGUAUUUGAAGGCAAAAGCCAAGUCGCACGAGAAAGCUGAAGCUAAGGCACAUCACUGAAGGAAGGAAGGAAGGAAGGAUAUGCUAAAGAAACUGUUUUAUUUUUCAAUUGAAAAUAAUAUAAUGCAUUGUGUUAGAACACCAUGAAACGUUGUGUAACAUGACCAGUUAAGUCUGGGUGAAUGUCUUUUCUUGUUCACAACAUCUCUAUUUUUUUUCAAGAAUACUUAAUUUUAUGCCAGAGUUUUAUUUUUAACUGUUGCUGUGAAGCAGUGACAAAUUGAAACCAGCUAUUUGAUGUAAUUCUUAUGUUUUACAUUAUAUGCUAUGUUGUUCAUUUUGAUG